UGUUUCCGGCCAGGGCUGCGCAGCUGCCGCCGAAUUUAAAGAGACAGGAGGCCAUAGUUUUAAUAUUUUUAAACCUUUGUCUGGAACCUGGUUUGCCGUUGCUUUCAGCGGGAGUGAUAUAGGUUAGCUGAACGUAAGAUAGCUAAUUGAAGAAUGGAUUUUUAAAGUGAAGCCGCCCUCCUGUUACCAGGCUGGCUAAUCGCAGCCGUUAGCCUGGCGCUACGCUGUUUGAUCGCUGUUUCUCGGAGAGCCGAUCGGUAACAAUGGCGAAAACUCAGACGCACAGCAGCAUGAAGCAGAUCAACCAGCCCCAGGAGAAGGCCUACGGAGCGCCCAAACACAUCGCACAGCAACACUUCCAGAAACUCAAGGUAGAAGAUGCCUUAUCAUACCUAGAUCAGGUGAAAAUAAGGUUUGGGAAUGACCCUGGAAUAUACAACAAAUUCCUGGACAUCAUGAAAGAAUUCAAGUCACAAAGCAUCGACACGCCUGGAGUUAUAAACCGAGUGUCCCAGCUGUUCCGCGGUCAUCCUGACCUCGUCCUGGGCUUCAAUGCCUUCCUUCCCCCGGGGUACCGGAUAGAGAUCCCCAAGAAUGGGGUGGUGUCCCUGCAGUCGCCCCUGUCUGGCCAGGUGUCUCCGGGUCAGUCGCGGAGUGUGCCGACCGGUGCUGUGGGUGUGGUUGGGGGCGUGUCAGCAUCUCCACCAGCAGGUGCUGGCUGCACUCAUGGUGAUGCUGCAGCCUCGCUGGACUCGACGCCCUCGUCCUCGGGCCCUGAGCCAGCUGCCAGGCUCUCCCUUGCCCUGCCCAGCCAGGAAGGGCAGUCGGGCCCACCCCCAUCUUCCUCAUCCCCGCUAGGCUCUGAGCCCAGCCCUGUGGAGUUCGACAGCGCAAUCAGCUACGUUAACAAGAUCAAAAACCGCUUCUUGGAUCACCCAGAAAUAUACAGAUCCUUCCUGGAGAUUCUGCACACUUACCAGAAAGAGCAGCUGGAGAUGAAGGAGUCGCGCGGCCGAGGGGGAGCUGGUAUGACAGAAGAUGAGGUCUUUUCCAAGGUGGCCAGUCUGUUUAAGGGCCAGGAGGACCUACUGGCUGAAUUUGGACAGUUCCUGCCAGAUGCCAAGAGAUCGCUGUUCACAGGGAGCUCACUAACAGGGAAAGACCACCUGAAAAAGAUGGAGGAGGAGGACCUGGCCAAGCAGGGCAAGAAGAGAUCCCGGCCCAUGCUGAUGGCCCACAUGACGCCAUUGCUGAAGAAAAAGAUGAAGCUAUCAUGUUCCAAGGACCAGUCCUUUGCUGCGGUGGGGAAGCAUGGAGUUUUGCGGGAGUUCACGUUUUUUGACAAGGUUCGUCGAUUGUUCAAGAGCCAGGAGGUUUAUGAGAACUUCCUGCGGUGCAUCGCCCUCUUCAACCAGGAGGUGGUGUCAGGAGCAGAGCUGCUGCAACUGGUGACACCCUUUCUGGGGAAGUUUCCAGAGCUAUAUACCCAGUUCAAGUCAUUUCUUGGUGACAAAGAGCUCUCUCAUUCUCUGUCUGGGCUGUCGGACCGUUACAUGGAGGGCGGGGGGCGGGAGAUUGACUACGCCUCCUGCAAGCGUUUGGGCUCCAGUUACAGGGCCCUUCCUAAGACGUACCAGCAGCCCAAGUGCAGCGGGCGCACAGCCAUCUGCAAGGAGGUGUUGAAUGACACUUGGGUGUCGUUUCCCUCAUGGUCAGAGGACUCGACCUUCGUUAGCUCCAAGAAGACACCGUACGAGGAACAGCUGCAUCGCUGUGAGGAUGAACGGUUUGAGCUGGAUGUGGUUCUGGAGACGAAUCUGGCCACGAUCAGAGUGCUGGAGAGCGUGCAGAAAAAGCUGUCCCGCAUGUCCCCUGAAGACCAGGACCGCUUCCGCCUGGACGACUGCCUGGGGGGCACCUCCGAGGUGAUCCAGAGGCGUGCCGUGUACCGCAUCUACGGGGAUAAGGCCCCCGAGGUCAUCGAGGGCCUGAAGAGGAACCCAGCCACCGCCGUGCCCGUCGUGCUGAAAAGACUGAAGGCAAAAGAGGAGGAGUGGCGGGAAGCCCAGCAAGGCUUCAACAAGAUCUGGCGCGAGCAGUAUGAGAAAGCCUACCUCAAAUCCCUGGACCACCAGGGUGUCAACUUCAAGCAGAAUGACAUCAAAGCCUUGCGAUCCAAGAGUUUGCUCAAUGAGAUCGAGAGUGUGUAUGAUGAGAGGCAGGAGCAGAGCACGGAGGAGGGCGGUGGCAGUCAGCAGCAGAGCCGUGAUGGCGGCGGUGGCUCCAUCAGCGAGCCCCACAUGAUCUUCACCUACGAGGACAAGCAGAUCUUGGAGGACGCCGCCUCCCUCAUCAUCUACCACGUCAAGCGGCAGCCCACCAUCCACAAGGACGACAAGGACCACAUCAAGCGCAUCAUGCAGCACUUCGUGCCAGACCUGUUCUUCUCCCGCCGCGGGGAGCUGAGCGAGAGCGAGGAGUGGACGGACGAGGAGGCUGACACCGAGGAGGGGGGAGGGGGAGGUGCGGGAGGAGGGGGAGGGUUGGGCGUGAUGGGGGCGGGGGGCGGGGCGGCAGGAGGCCCGCAGCUCAACGGAGAGUCCAGGAGGAGGCGCUGCAUCUCGCCGCUCAGCACAGAGCCCAGCCCUGCGGGCAGCGUGGCUCUGGGGGGCGAGAGGCUGGACCUACGCGACCCCGAGGCCGAGCACCAGAAGGAGCUGGACGACGUCUACAACCUCUUCUUCGUCAAUAACAACUGGUACUUCUUCCUGCGGCUGCACCAGACGCUGUGCUCACGGCUGCUGCGGGUGUACCGGCAGGCGGAACGCCAGCUGCUGGACCGGCGGGCGGAGCAGGACCGGGAGAGGCUGCUGCAGGCCGACGGCCGCAGGGACAAGGCGGGGGACCUGGCCAUGGAGCUGCGCCUCAAACAGCCCAGUGAGGUGGAGCUGGAGGAGUACUACCCAGCCUUCCUGGACAUGGUGCGCAGCCUGCUGGACGGAAACCUGGACUCCACACAGUACGAGGACACGUUGCGUGAGAUGUUCACCAUCCACGCCUACAUCGGCUUCACCAUCGACAAGCUCAUACAGAACAUCAUCAGACAGCUGCAGCACCUGGUCAGCGAUGAGGUGUGUCUGCAGGUGGCAGAGCUGUACCUGGCGGAGCGGAAGCGUGGAGCCGCUGGGGGGAACCUCUCCUCGCAGUGCGUCCGAGCCGCCUGGGAGACCAGCUACCAGUGGAAGGCUGAGCGCGUCAUGGCUGACGAGAACUGCUUCAAGGUAAUGUUCAUCCAGAGAAAAGGCCAUGUGACCUUGACGAUUGAGCUACUGGACACAGAGGAAGCACAGGCUGACGAACCACUGGACGUCCAGUACCUGUCCAGUUACGUUGAGCAGUUUGUUGGGACGGAGUCGACGAUGUGCACUCAGUCAGAGGGCUACUGCUUCAAACCCGUCUUUCUGCCCAGGAACCUGCGGCGUUUCCGGCGCUGGCAGCUGCGGCAGGUGGAGGCCAUGCGGUGCCGGCGGGAGUGGCGCAGGCAGCUGGGCGUGGAGACGGCCGGCAGCCUGGACUGCCGCUUCAAACUGCACUCCCACAAAAUGGUGUUUGUCAUGAACUCUGAGGACUACAUGUACCGGCGCGGUGCGCUCGUCAAAGCCAGGAAGGCUCAGGCCGGAGUGGCGCGGAUGCAGCACGGCAGGUUUGAGAAGUGGCACCAGGGCUGGCUGGCAGAGCACGCCCCGCCCGCUGCCCAGCGCACCGUGCACCACUGGCUGAUGGGCGAGGAGGACGAGGAGAUGAUCCCCUGCAAGACCACCUGCCUCACCAGGCAGGUAAACGGUUUACCUGUGAACAGGUACCAGGUGCGCUACAGCAGCAAGCCCCCUGCCUCGCCUUAAACCCUCUCCGACGUGCAAACAUGCGCACACACACACACACACACACACACACACACAGUGGACUAGGAGAAACUGGCAACGCAAGGCAGAGGCUGAAGGCAGGUACAGUACCUGGAAGCAGAAAGACAUAAAGUCCUGACCAGCCACAUCACUGCUUCUCUCAUCUCUCUCAGAAUCAACCCUGCCAAACAGCGGCACAGAAACUCAUUGUUUUGAGGAAUGUGAAGAAUCUUUUUAAAUGUAGUUUUAAGCGUCCAGAGCCUGAGUGUGUUUAUAUUUGUAUAUGUUUCUACUGGAAGAGAUGGUAAAGAUGAAAGGGUGCAGCUGGUGUUUGUACAGUAUACUAAUUCAAGCAUACUUAUAUAAAUAUAUAUAUAUACAUACACAGUAUCGUAUACAUGCAUAAGGAAAAUAGCCUGAUACUUACUGUGGCAUUUUGCUGGCAGCCAGUUCCUUAAUUCACCCAUUUUUUGGAGUUUUGUUUUCCUUGUCCCUAAAUGACUCAUUCAUCAUGUGACUGCCUUUCCUUCAUUUUUACAUCCGCUGUGCUCAGCAUCGAGUCUGUGUAUCAGUGAUUCACCACGUCCUGCUUGAAGGAGGCUGUCAUUUUUACACAUUAAACAUGAAAAUGAACAAAAAAUAUCUGUGGUGGAGAAGAAUGUAAACCAU
Messenger RNA from Megalops cyprinoides (Indo-Pacific tarpon), 4571 nucleotides. RefSeq names its product SIN3 transcription regulator family member B (gene sin3b). Gene Ontology annotation, biological process: negative regulation of transcription by RNA polymerase II. The record is from RefSeq and is a predicted model, not a curated record. Gene Ontology annotation, molecular function: transcription corepressor activity. Bases 264 to 3902 code for a protein of 1212 amino acids. The transcript has 19 exons. Gene Ontology annotation, cellular component: chromatin. NCBI's taxonomy places the organism in Eukaryota, Metazoa, Chordata, Actinopteri, Elopiformes, Megalopidae.